GCGAUGACCAAUCGAAAACCAUUUUCUCUGUCAAAAUUUCCAAGUACGAGUUCAUUGAAGCACUCAAAGUGGCCAUCAAAGAUGCAAAGCCGAACGUACUGGCUCACGUUGACGCAGACCAGCUCGAGCUAUGGAAGGCCGACACUCCCUUCGGUAUCCACGUUCUCAUUAAAGUUCCCCUUCCCGCUCUUCUCAGUGAGUCUGACUUUCUUGAGCUCUGCCCGCCUCCUCUUGGCUACAUUAACAGAAACAGAAGUACUGGAAGCGCGAGGUCUUUAUAUGCACACACGCCAGGAUCUGUCGUUACAUGGAAUAACUUCGAAAAUGAUGUAAAAUGUCGUAUAUAA
Molecule: messenger RNA, 347 nt
Organism: Paraglomus occultum
Lineage: Eukaryota; Fungi; Glomeromycota; Glomeromycetes; Paraglomerales; Paraglomeraceae
Source: the annotation of a GenBank genome assembly